This is a messenger RNA of Phodopus roborovskii (desert hamster), 2129 nucleotides long. It is a transcript of the gene Rab21, whose product is annotated as RAB21, member RAS oncogene family. The transcript is spliced from 7 exons. The record is from RefSeq and is a predicted model, not a curated record. Gene Ontology annotation, molecular function: GTPase activity; GTP binding. NCBI's taxonomy places the organism in Eukaryota, Metazoa, Chordata, Mammalia, Rodentia, Cricetidae. The coding region runs from base 23 to 688 and encodes 221 amino acids. Gene Ontology annotation, biological process: Rab protein signal transduction.
GGCCCCGGGCGGCCGUGCAGGGAUGGCUGCGGCGGGCGGCGGGGCGGCGGCGGGCCGAGCCUACUCCUUCAAGGUGGUGCUGCUCGGGGAAGGCUGCGUGGGGAAGACGUCGCUGGUGCUGCGCUACUGCGAGAACAAGUUCAACGACAAGCACAUCACCACCCUGCAGGCAUCUUUCUUAACAAAGAAGUUAAAUAUUGGUGGAAAAAGAGUAAACCUUGCCAUAUGGGAUACAGCAGGUCAAGAGAGAUUCCAUGCAUUGGGUCCAAUUUACUACCGAGAUUCGAACGGAGCUAUUUUAGUUUAUGAUAUAACGGAUGAAGAUUCCUUUCAGAAGGUGAAAAACUGGGUCAAAGAACUAAGGAAAAUGUUGGGAAAUGAAAUCUGUUUGUGUAUAGUUGGUAAUAAAAUAGACUUGGAAAAGGAGAGACACGUUUCCAUCCAAGAAGCAGAGUCGUAUGCAGAUUCUGUGGGAGCAAAACAUUAUCAUACUUCUGCUAAACAAAACAAAGGAAUUGAGGAACUCUUCCUUGAUCUCUGUAAAAGAAUGAUAGAGACAGCGCAGGUGGAUGAGAGGGUGAAAGGCAACGGCGCUAGUCAGGCGGGAGCUGCUAGGCGAGGCGUGCAGAUUGUUGACGACGAACCUCAAGCUCAGAGCGGUAGUGGAGGGUGCUGCUCUUCUGGAUAACUGCUCACGUGUGAAACUCAAACAAUACAGAACUGUGGAUCAUUGCCCUCAACGUGAAGACUGCCAUAUUCCAAGUCACAUCAUUUUACCAAUGGAGUUAUAGAAUUAACAGUAUUUUAAAUUACGUUUAUAACACUGCAGAGACCUUAAGUGCUAAACUUAGUGGAGUUUGUGACCAGAGAAUUGGCAUUUUCUACAAAUGUUAACAAAGCAAUUACCAAUGGCCUUUUUACAUAUUUUUUUUCUUUAAUGAGGAAUAAUAUGCAUGUAGAAAAGACCUACUUAAAGGCUUCAUUUAUAUUCUUUUAAAUCAGAUCUUUAUUUAAUAACUUAUAUAUGAUGUUGGAAUGGUAUACAUUUUUGCAGUCCUUUGUAUUUUGUGGUAGUUUGAAUUGUAUCACUUCUAAACAGCAUACUGUUUUUUGUUUUUGUUUUUGAUUAGCAGAUACCUGAAGUUCUAUUUUUGCAGGGUUUGCACAGGCCCCUAACUGUCUACUACUUUGAUAUAAUCUAUAAACAUCCUGUAUGCUGAGCUGGUAAAAUACAUUGUAAAUUACAUAUUAAAUAUUUUAUCUGCUUUUACAAGCGCAAGGUGCAAAAAUAUAUACAAUUGUCUUAUUGGUGACGGUAAAGUGAAUUAGCCGUUGGUGACGAUACCCUAAGCUUUUUGACUCUGUUACAACGAUCAUCACCCUCCUUCACUUUGUCUUAACGUGAAAGUGGCGUGUUUAAAUUUACACAUACUUUACUUGAAUUAUUACCGUUGUCACUUUUUUCCUUUUUCCUUUUUUUUUUUUUUUUUUUUUUUUUUGCCUCUGUAAGUCCCAGUGAUCAAAAGCAGCAUUUGCCUUUUUAUUCUUAUUAUUACACAAGAUUUCUUCUGCCAGUUUUGUUUUAGAACGGUUACCUUAGAAGAAUUUGAGUGGAGCUUGCCAAGUUUCACUUCUGCAGCAACUUGAGUUCCUGAUAGGGCUUUCCAUGAGAUGGACUCACUGGCCUGAGAAGCGUGUCUCCCGGAAUAGCCAUUGACCAAGGCUUAUUUAUAUAAGAUGUUGAGUGGAGAAUUAUGCCUCCAAGGCAGCACUUCUGGACUCCUUAUGAGGAUGUUUUAUUGGUCAUUGCUUGUCGGAAAUGAAUAUAGAAAGCUGUAUUUCCUUUUAUAAGAGUUAUCUCAGUUUCUGUGGGAAGAAGCAUUUUGUAAUGCAGUUACAGCAACACUGGAGAGAUUUAUUAUAAAAUCAUAUUCUUGUUUAUCUUGUAACUUGUCCCACAUUGGAUUUUUUUCCUUUAGCAUUGGACUGAAAUUUGUUCAUUUGAAAAAAGAAUCAGGCACUGCUCACAGAAGAGACAGAUUGUAGAAAUUAACAUAAAUUGUUCUAAUAUAUAUAUUUUCCCAUUUCUGUCAUGCUUGGAAAACUAGUAAAUGUUGUGUGUAAGAUAA